Messenger RNA from Lindgomyces ingoldianus, 2047 nucleotides. RefSeq lists its product as uncharacterized. The record is from RefSeq and is a predicted model, not a curated record. Lineage: Eukaryota; Fungi; Ascomycota; Dothideomycetes; Pleosporales; Lindgomycetaceae. The coding region runs from base 95 to 2047 and encodes 650 amino acids. Gene Ontology annotation, biological process: SRP-dependent cotranslational protein targeting to membrane. Gene Ontology annotation, molecular function: 7S RNA binding; ribosome binding; protein binding. Gene Ontology annotation, cellular component: signal recognition particle, endoplasmic reticulum targeting. The transcript has 4 exons.
CGCCCUCACCAGCAUCCUCACAGUACCGGCACCCGCAUCCUCCUGUGCACCGCAACCCUAUGUUCGAUGGACCCAAUUUAGCACCAUUCCCACCAUGGCUGCCUCGGCGAAAUCCCUGACAACCCUCCUCGCCCAAACCUCACUUGAAGACCACGAUGAAAUCCUCAAAGCCGCCAAUGUUGCUAUUAAGAAGUCGAAAACGGAUCUUGAUGCACACCAUGUAAAAGCUGUGGCGCUUUUGAAACUGGAACGAUAUGAUGAUGCGGUGAAGUUGUUCGAGGACACGCCGAGAUUGCAAGAUAAAGCGCGCUUCGAGUAUGCCUACGCUCUCUACAGAUCGGGGUAUGCUGCGAGGGCGGUCGACGUCGCUGGAAGUCAAAAUACAGAUCGCGGGACGAAACAUGUGCUAGGCCAGGCUGCAUAUCGGGCGGAGAACUUCGAGCAAGCAGCCGAAGUCUACCGCCAACUGUCCAUCCAGUUUGUCCAAGCUGAGGAAUACGACAUCAGAAUUAACUCGGGGGCAGUGGAUGCGCAGUUGGAGUGGUCUGGCCAGGGCCAUCUUGCCCAGAAGAAGAAGCCGACUAGGGAAGAUCUUGACGUGUUUGAGACGGCGUACAAUGCUGCGUGUGGGAGCAUAUCAAGAGGAGAGUUUGCGCAAGGGGAGGUAUGCUUGAAGAGAGCAAAGGACCUCUGCAACGCGCUCUCUGACCUGUCAGAAGCAGAGAAGGAGGCUGAGAUUUUACCCAUCACCGUGCAGCAGGUUUAUCUGCUUGUCCAGAUGGGCAGGGUGGAUGAAGCAGAGCAGCUGUGCACAACUAUUCCAUUUGCAGAAAUCAAAGAACUGUCGACGAGAUACAUCGCCCAAGUAAACAGCAUAGCCACAUCAAACGAGCACACCAACCCCUAUCUAUCACAUCGCCUCUUCCACCUGUCCCCCAACCCCCCUAAAACCGAUCAACAUUUUUCUUUCCAAUCAAACAUCUUACGCCAGGACGAAUACGUCAUGGACUUGUUGUCCCAGAAAGUGGCCGGUGUGGCAAACUCUACCUUCAAGACCAUUUCUGGAUCACCGGCCCCAGCUACGUCGCCUGCAGUUAACACUGCUGCGGUUCUGAAUGCCGCAGCUCAUAGUAGGAAUGCGUCCGAGAAAGCUGCCUUGAAAGAGAUUCUCCCGCUUCUUGAAAAACGACCAAACGACGUUGGUCUUCUCUUGACGAUCACGAAUCUAUACAUUCUCACGAACAACUACGCUGCGGCUACUCAUCUUCUGGAAUCCUUCUUCAGAAGGCUAGAACAAUCUGGCACUGUUUCCGACCUCGAUGUGCGACAUGCGCCAGGGCUUGUGGCGACACUCGUAUCCCUCUACGCUUAUCAAGGCCGACAUGCACACUCGAAGACCGAACUAGCGAAAGCUGCAAGCUACUGGAGGCAUAAAUCAAAGACUCCAUCCAAACCCUUGAUGACAGCUGCCGGAAGAGCAUUGCUGGAAAGCCACGACCCGGAAAGUCUUUCCACUGCUGGGAAAAUCUUCGAAUCGUUAUAUGAACAAGAUGCCUCUGACAAAGCAGCCAUAGCGGGCCUUGUAGCUGCAUAUUCCAUCACCGACCCCUCGAAACUCCCCACGCAAUUAGUAGGCUCACUUCCAGAAGCCUCUCGCUUAGUAUCAGACAUCGACGCUGCUGCGCUUGAAAAUGCUGGUGUUCCAACACUUUCUACUCCAACGCAACCAGAGGGUCGUAAACGCCCAGCCGAGAACCUAGCACCUGAGAAAGUCAAGAUACUGGCGCCUAAGAAAGCCAAGAAGAUACGGAAGAGGUGCAUGCCAAAGGACUUUGAUCCAAACAAGAAACUGGAUCCAGAGCGGUGGUUGCCGAUGCGGGAUAGGAGCUAUUACAGACCGAAAGGGAAGAAGGGGAAGCGAAAGAUGGAGGGGCUGACGCAGGGUGGACCGGUGGUAGAGGAGAAGGUGGGAGAGAGCAAGGCAGGGGGCGGCAGUGCUGCUGGACAGAAGAAGAAGAAGGGGAAGGGGAAGGGUGGGAAGUGGUAG